Auanema sp. JU1783 is the source of this 690-nucleotide messenger RNA. Lineage: Eukaryota; Metazoa; Nematoda; Chromadorea; Rhabditida; Rhabditidae. The record is from the annotation of a GenBank genome assembly.
AUGACUCUUAAAAUGAAUGGAUGGCCAAAUCCUGGCGGUACAUGCUUAACAAGUUCCAUUCCAACUCAAUCGGCCAAUCCACUUCAAACUAUUCCUUUACAUCGUUCUGUGAACAUCUUUCCUUUGACCAAUUAUGUUUUUGGAACUAAGGAAGCUCAAGCGGAGAAAGACCAUUCAGUUCAAGCUCGGUUCCAGCGCAUGAAAGAUGAAUACGAAAAGGUUGGAAUGCGUCGAUCAGUUGAAGGAGUUUUGAUUGUUCAUGAGCAUUCUCUUCCUCACAUACUACUUUUACAAAUUGGAACCACUUUCUAUAAAUUACCUGGUGGUGAACUUGAAGUAGGUGAAGAUGAAAUUGAAGGUAUGAAACGUCUUUUGGAUGAGACAUUAGGUAGAACCGAUGGAAUGAAGAACGAUUGGAAAGUUGAGGAUGAAAUCGGCAACUGGUGGAGACCUAAUUUUGAUCCUCCUAGAUACCCUUACAUACCUGCUCAUAUUACGAAACCAAAAGAGCAAACGAAGUUGUUCGUGGUGCAAUUGCCAGAAAGAGCUUCUUAUGCCGUUCCAAAGAACUUUAAACUUGUUGCUGCACCUUUGUUCGAGCUGUAUGAUAAUGCUGCUGCAUAUGGUCCAUUAAUUGCGAGUCUUCCUACAGCGCUAAGCAGGUUCAACUUCAUUUUCAAUGGAGUAUGA